Molecule: messenger RNA, 2302 nt
Organism: Magallana angulata
Lineage: Eukaryota; Metazoa; Mollusca; Bivalvia; Ostreida; Ostreidae
Product: fibroleukin-like
Exons: 4
Coding region: 8-1633 (541 amino acids)
Source: RefSeq, a predicted model, not a curated record
UUACAAAAUGGAAGGUGAGUGUGGAAUACUGAUUUUGACUUUAUUACUUUUAUCAAUAAAUGGACAGGCGCUGAGCAAGGUUUUAGGAAAUAUGAAUAUAGAUUCAGCGUUAGACCUGAUGACUACAGGACUUGGACAAUUUAGUCAGGGUAUUGAAACUAUAAUUGUAAAAAGACUUGAAGAAGACAAAGUUAUUAUAGAAAAAAAUAUGCGAGAUAUGUUUGAAUCAUUUAAAAAGGAUAUUGUGGAUGAGCAAAAGGAAUUUGUAAAAAAACUGAGCAGUCAAUCUACAGCCAAUGAUGAGAAAAUAAUUGAUUUACUGUCCACUAUUCGGACCGACCAACGAUUACAAAGACAUGACAUUAUGUCCUUACGCGAAGAAAUAAAUGAUUUUCAUGCAAUUUUCAACGAAAGUUUUUCUGCAGUCCAAACUGAGCAGCGACUCCUGAGAUGGGAAAUGGCGUCCAGUACAAAAGAAUUGUCUGAAAAGGUAAAUGAAAAGUUGAGUUAUCUUAAUUCAAGUUUUCAGACCGGACAGAAGCAAUUAAGCAAAGAAUUGUCGUCCCUGACAACAAAUUUAUCCACAGCAGUGGAUAUUCUAUUAAACCAAAAGAUUAACACUUUGAAAGAAGCAUUUGUUGGACUAUCUGAUCAGAUACAAAAUGAACAGGUUGUCAUGGUCAAUUUAAUUGACUCUAUUGUCCGUAAAGCCAACCAAACAGUGUCUGUAUGUACAGCAAAGAUAGGAGAGAGUUUAAACAAUAUAGAAACGAAUCUCUUAAAUGUGCUUCGUGAUGAAAUGGAAAAUGUUACACUCGUUUGUGAAAUGGAAAGUGCAAAAAGCAAAAACAUUCUUGAAAACAUAAGUAAUACGAGUUUACACAUGGUCGAGCAGUUUUCCUCAGGAGAAGCUUUAAGAAUACUUAGAAAUGUAGAUGUAAUAAACCAGUCUCUUCUAAAGUUGCACGGCUUUAGAAAAUAUGCAGGUUUUGAUUGUUUUGAUAUUUUGGAAAAAUAUUCAAACACUAGAGGAAGGAAUGGCGUGUACAAUAUUGCAGCUCCAUCAUCAAAACCAGAACCUGUGUACUGUGAUAUGACCACUGACGACGGAGGUUGGACAGUGAUUCAGCGGAGAGUGAAUGGAUCGGUGGACUUUUAUCGUAAUUGGACGGAAUACAAGAACGGGUUUGGAUUUGCUGAUCACGAGUAUUGGAUAGGAAAUGACAUGCUACAUAGAUUGACAUCACUGAAGCCCCAGGAACUGCGAGUUGAUAUGGAGAGAUUCAACGGAGAAAAGGCAUAUGCUGUCUACUCACGGUUUUCUGUCGGGGAUGAGGCCAGUAAAUAUAAACUGGAGGUACAGUGGGGGUACAGUGGGAAUGCAGGGAAUAGCCUGGAUUACCAUAAUAAUAUGAAAUUCUCUACACCGGACCAGGAUAACGACAGGAGGGGCGGUAAUUGUGCCAACUACUACAGAUCGGGAUGGUGGUUUGACAGCUGUUACUACGCCAACCCUAAUGGGCAGUACACCGACUCUGAGAAAAAUGGUACUAAAUACAUUGUAUGGCAUCACUGGGAAAACUCGUACAUGUCUCUAAAAAAGAUUCAGCUGAUGAUUCGUCCUCGAGCCUGAUAUCUUAGUUUCACUGUAACCUCAUUAUAAAGCCAAGUAGAACUCUCUCUGUGUUGAUACGAUCAUUGUGAUGCUCAUCUUAAGCAUCGAUUUUGUUUCAUCAUUAUGUAAACUCCCAAGCGUUCAUUAUAAAUGCAUUUAUUGAUUGCGAUGAGUUCAAAUAGAUUUAAUAAUGCGCUAUUAUAAUAAUGAUUGAUGAACAAUGCGUAAAUCUGGUAUUAAUAUCUAUAAAUAUAUAUUAAAUAUACCCAAGUAAUCAAAUUAUUCAUUAUGUUAUGUGGUGAUAACGAAUAUUAAAUCAUGUUUAUUGUUUUGUGGAAACCGCGGUGUAGCGCUCUUCUAUCUCAUUUAUAUUAUAGACAAGUUACUGCCCUUUAAAAAAGGACUACAAAACGUUGACCAUUUGUAUGUGUUUCCAACGAAAACGUGAAAGCCUUAAAAUUAUCAGAGAUUCCACAGAAUCUAGCCCUCUGCUUUUAACCACUUAAUUUGUACGUUGUAUUGUGAAUACAUGCAUGUAUAGCCCUGACUUUUUAUCUCAGAAUUUAAAGGAUUCAUACUUCUAAAAUAAUAAUGAUUUAUCUAUGAAUGAAGUUUGCAUGUAUGGUAUCAUGCAUUCGGUGAAUUCUGCUAUUUGUACACACAAUAAGGUUCCGCUUUACUUUAUUA